Zophobas morio is the source of this 1162-nucleotide messenger RNA. RefSeq names its product deoxynucleoside kinase-like. Gene Ontology annotation, molecular function: deoxynucleoside kinase activity; ATP binding. Gene Ontology annotation, biological process: nucleobase-containing compound metabolic process. NCBI's taxonomy places the organism in Eukaryota, Metazoa, Arthropoda, Insecta, Coleoptera, Tenebrionidae. Gene Ontology annotation, cellular component: cytoplasm. The transcript has a single exon. The record is from RefSeq and is a predicted model, not a curated record. Bases 175 to 870 code for a protein of 231 amino acids.
ACACCAAAAUUACGCAACAUUGCACCUCUCUCAAAUGUCAAUCCCGCCACCAAAAUCAUAACCUCAAAAAAAAAUCGAAUCUAAUCUCUAAAUAAUCGGUAUUAAUUCAACUUGUCACCACACGCACGCCCCCUCGUUCGAAUGCCUCCACACUCAUUCUUCUUUCCGUGAGUUAUGUUCAUUAGAAGACUCCUCUCAACCAUGCGAAGAGCCCCCUCACUCGACCGGCCCUGCACCAUCGCCGUGGAGGGCAACAUCGGCAGCGGCAAGUCCACUUUCCUCCGACACAUCGAGAAACUCGGCAACGUCACAGUCUUCUCCGAGCCCCUCGAAAAGUGGCGCAACUGCCAAGGCCACAACCUCCUCGACCUGCUCUACCAGGACCCCCAGAGGUACAGUUUCACGUUCCAGUCCUACGUGCAGCUCACUCUGCUUCAGGCGCACACCCAGAAGUGCUCGACGAAGUUUCGCUUCCUGGAGCGGUCCAUCUUCAGUGCGCGCUACUGUUUCGUGGAGAAGCUGAGGCGGGACGGAAUCAUGGCCAGUCCGGAGUACUCAGUCAUCGACGAGUGGUUCAAGUGGAUCAAGCAGGAGCAGGCGGUGGGGGUGGAUUUGUUCGUGUACUUGAGGACUGACCCGGAGGUGGUGUAUGAGAGGAUUUUGAAGAGGGAUAGGGCGGAGGAGAGGAAGGUUCCGUUUGAGUAUAUUAAGAGUUUGCAUGAGAUUCAUGAGGAUUGGUUGUAUCAUAAGAGGUUGUAUGAGUGUCCGGCGCCGGUUUUUACCAUUGAUGCUAAUGUGGAUUUGGGGAUGAUUGGGGAUGAGUAUGGGAGGUUUGAAGAUCAGGUGCUUAAGAAGAGGGUGGCAGUUUAGGAGGAGAGUCUCGUUAGGUUUCUGUUUUUUUAAAUUUUGUAGUUAAGUAAUGACGUCACAGGUGGAUUUGUGACGUCAUGUUAAAAACGUUGUCUGAAGUUACUUUAACGUUAGUCUAAGGGUAAGAGUACAUGUUGAUUUCUAUUUUUAUUAUAGGUAAAAGUAGAAACUAAUUCCAUUUGCAUUUUUUGAAAUUAAAUAUGUCUGAACUUAAGUAUUACAAUUUAUAUUUUUUUACCACAUACUCGUCAGUGCGUUAAUCACUUUACAAAUAAAGUUCUAUAUUUAACUA